GUUGCGAGUAAAUGUUGGGUCUACGUCUCUAGUUAGAUAGAUUCUUUUUUUUUGUUUUUGUUUCAAUACCGUGGUCUCCUAGUGCAAGCUGGAAGUUUUUCAGCUCGUUUACUGCGGUCGCUGUGUGGUUUAUAUGUCGGUACGUCAGUUAAACGUCGGUGGUCGUUGCAGUCAGCUUUAACGUACUGGAAAGGCGUGGAAAAACUCUGUUAUGAUACCGGAAUCGCUGCAGAAAAAGGCAGAGUAGCGUAAAAGAUAUAAAAACAAAAACCAAAUAAUAAUUUCAUCAACACUAAAAAAUAAAUAAAUAUGAUAUGCAUUUGAGUGAAAAUUUCUGCUGCGGAAUGAUACAAAAAUGCGUACCGUUCAUCUUGGGCAUUAACCCCCCACAGGGUUCAACUAAAGUUUAACGUAGCUGUUGUGUGUGUUUUAAAAAUUAUUCAAACAAAAUAACUGCGUUGGCUGCAAAUUUUCGAAAUUUUUUACUAAAGUGUUACUAAAUUGGUGAUUAUAAAUAAUAAAUAUGCGCAUAUUUAUGUAUGUGUGACGUUUUCCUACGCUCAAAGCCAUAUUAGCAAGUUUUCAACAAAAAUUCUGCCAACAACAGAAGUGCAUACAUUUUCGCUGCAGCUGUGCGCACAUAAUUUAUGGAUAACAGUAUAAAACAGCUCGCCAAAGUGAGUUUGUUGCAUUUAUAUAACAUAGUGAUCGGUUGUCGGUUGUGCACAACGAAAGCGUAAAAUAGCAGCACACAAUUCCACAGAAGAGCGAAAAUAAAAUAAUACGGUAUAGCGAUUGUUGCUUACAACAAUAGUGUUAAUCAAAAAUUGCCAGAGCAAAGUUGUAGCAACAAACGGUGUGUUCUAAAUAAAAAAACAUCGCCAAAACAAGCACGUGCACUGCAACAAUAACAACAAUAUCGCAGCAAAAAAUUCUUCCUCAUAGGUGUCGCGCUGAUCGGCCCCGGCCUAAGGGGCCAUGACGCGUUGGCCCUUUCAUUAUUUAUUAUUGCUCUCGGUGGCAGUAUUCUGUGUACCGGGUGUCAUAGCGUUGCGCGACGAACAAAAUAGGACCAUACUCAAUGUUGGCUAUCUAACAGCCAUUACCGGUGAGCUAAUGGACAAGCAGGGUCUGGCCAUUUCAGGUGCACUGACAAUGGCUUUAGAUGAGAUCAACGACGAUGCCAACUUGCUGCCGAAUGUCAAGUUGCAGCUGCGCUGGAAUGACACCAAAGGUGACACAGUGACUGCUACCAAAGCCAUAACCGAGAUGAUAUGCGAUGGCAUUGUGACGAUAUUCGGUCCGGAGGGUCAUUGCUAUGUGGAGGCUAUUGUAUCGCAAAGUCGUAACAUUCCAAUGAUAUCAUACAAAUGUGCUGAAUACAGAGCAUCCGCCAUACCGACAUUCGCGCGCACAGAGCCGCCAGACACGCAGGUAAUUAAGUCAGUGAUUUCGCUAUUGCGUUACUAUGGCUGGAAGAAAUUCUCCAUUCUGCAUGACGAACUGUGGACGACCGUCGCCGAUUUGCUCAAAGAACAGGCCACCAAGAGGAAUAUGACAAUAAACCAUAAGGAGUCGUUUCUUACGAAUAUGCCAAAAUGUUGUGCAUUAGGGUUGCCCUGCUGUCGUACGAGUUUUUGGUAUCAGACUGUGCAAAAUACAAUGAAUCGCACCCGCAUCUAUGUAUUCCUCGGUUCGGCGAGCUCACUGGUCGACUUUAUGCUCUCCAUGGAAACGGCCAAUUUAUUCCUCAAAGGUGAAUACAUGGUCAUCUUUGUCGAUAUGAUGCCCUACACACCAAAAGAAGCCGAAAAGUAUUUACGCAAACCGGACCAUGUUGAGGCGAUGAAGGUCUGCCACGAAACAGAGAGCUUCAAGCAGUUGGCGCGCAGUUUGCUAGUCGUGGCCUCCACGCCACCCACGGACAGUUAUGAAGAUUUCACGGCCAAAGUGCGUGGGUACAACGCGAAGAAGCCGUUUGAUUUUCUUGUGCCAUCGUUAUUUUACCAUAAUAAAUAUCUUAAGUUUGUUUCUAUAUAUGCCGCUUACCUCUAUGAUUCCGUUAAGCUCUAUGCCUGGGCGUUGGAUAAAUUGCUGCGCCAGGAGGAGCGCAUACUAACGGAUGAUGUGAUAUACGAUGUAGCUAGUAAUGGAACUAGAAUAAUUGAGACUAUUAUCAAAAAUCGUACUUAUAGAAGUAUCACUGGUGCAACCAUAAAAAUAGACCAGAAUGGUGAUUCUGAGGGAAAUUUCUCCGUGCUGGCCUACAAACCACACAAACACUAUUUCAGCGACAAUGUGUCCUGCAAUUCGCAUAUGGUGCCCGUGGCCUAUUUCCAACAAGGAGAAGAUAUUCCAGAAUACAAACUCAUCAAUGGCUCAAUGCGCGUUGAUUGGCCCUCGGGCGGCGAUCGUCCCUUCGACGAGCCGAUGUGUGGUUUCGCCAAUGAGCUGUGCAAAAAGGAUGAUCGACAUAUAACGUCUGUGGUGGCGGCGGGGGUACUUGGUUUGCUGCUAUUCUGUGCGGGUGUCAUCACAAUGAGCAUUUAUCGAAAGUGGAAAAUCGAGUUGGAAAUCGAGGGUCUCUUAUGGAAAAUUGACAUAUCGGAAAUAAAGGGUUACUCGGGCAAUGAUAUUGUCGCAUCGCCAAGUAAGUUGAGUUUAGUGAGUGCCCAAUCGUUUGGUUCGCGUUGCUCAAAUCAAGUAUUCACCUCGACGGCACGCUUACGUGGCGCGGUCGUGCGCAUCAAGGAGCUGAAGUUCCCCCGCAAGCGGGACAUUUCGCGCGAGAUAAUGAAGGAGAUGCGUUUGUUGCGCGAACUACGUCAUGAUAAUAUAAAUAGCUUUAUUGGGGCUUGUGUCGAGCCGACCCGUAUACUACUAGUCACCGAUUACUGUGCCAAGGGCAGUCUCUAUGAUAUAAUCGAGAAUGAGGACAUCAAGUUGGACGACCUAUUUAUCGCUUCGCUCAUACACGAUCUGAUUAAGGGCAUGAUUUACAUACACAAUUCGCAGCUGAUGUACCACGGCAAUCUGAAAUCGUCCAACUGUGUGGUGACCUCGCGUUGGAUGCUGCAAGUGGCCGACUUUGGUUUACACGAACUGAGAAACUGUGCGGAAAGUGAGUCCAUUGGAGAGCACCAGCACUACAGAAACCAAUUUUGGAAAGCACCUGAGCUGCUGCGCAAUCCACACUUGUAUGGCACCCAAAAAGGCGAUGUUUAUGCUUUUGCCAUAAUAAUGUACGAAAUAGUCAGCCGGAAGGGUCCAUUCGGGCAGGUAGCCUACGAACCAAAGGAGAUCGUAGAUCGGGUGAAGGAGCUGCCACUGGCAGGUAGCAUACCGUUUCGACCCGAACUGGAAUGCAUAAGGGAACACGAGUUGUGUCCCGACUAUGUGCUUGAUUGUAUUAAGGAUUGCUGGAGCGAAGAUCCUGAGAUAAGACCUGAUUUUCCAACUAUACGGAAUCGCUUAAAGAAAAUGCGUGGUGGCAAGACGAAGAAUAUCAUGGAUCAGAUGAUGGAAAUGAUGGAAAAGUAUGCCAACAACUUGGAGGAAAUUGUUACCGACCGCACGCGUAUGUUGUGCGAGGAGAAGCGUAAAACCGAAGACUUGCUCCACCGCAUGCUGCCGCGAACUGUAGCGGAGAAGCUAACAAUGGGUCAAGGGGUCGAACCGGUGUCAUACGAUCUGGUCACUAUUUACUUUAGCGACAUUGUGGGCUUUACCGCUAUGUCAGCGGAGAGUACACCAUUGCAAGUGGUGAAUUUCUUAAACGAUCUCUACACGGUAUUCGAUCGCAUCAUACGUGGCUACGACGUGUACAAAGUAGAAACGAUAGGCGACGCCUAUAUGGUGGUCUCUGGCUUGCCAAUCAAGAAUGGCGAUCGGCACGCAGGCGAAAUUGCUUCGAUGGCGCUGGAUCUGCUGCAUGCGGUCAAGCAGCAUCGCAUAGCACAUCGACCCAACGAAACACUCAAAUUGCGCAUCGGCAUACACACUGGUCCCGUGGUGGCCGGUGUAGUGGGUCUGACAAUGCCACGCUAUUGUCUGUUCGGCGAUACCGUGAACACUGCGUCGCGUAUGGAGUCCAAUGGCGAGGCAUUAAAAAUACACAUAUCAGGUAAAUGUAAGGCGGCGCUUGACAAGCUUGGUGGCUACGUGACUGAGAAGCGCGGUCUGGUGUCGAUGAAGGGUAAGGGUGACGUAGUCACGUACUGGCUGACAGACGCCACAGAAAAGGCUAUACAAAGGAAAGAGGUCGAUAUGACCGAUAUGCCACCGCCGCUGUUCUGUCGACCGCGCAAAAGUCCUAAGUUGAACAGCGAUUCGCGCCAGCCGAGCAUCGUGGGAAUGCAUUUCUAUGGUGGUGGCUCGCGGCGCACUUCAAUGGUGCCACGCACCGAUAUCGAGUCUAAUUAUAGCCUACAAGGUUCCACAUAUCACGUGGCACGCGAUUCGCCACACUUGUCAUCGCGUCGUCACGAUCGGCCGUCCCUGAAUGGCAUUGGCGGCAACAGCAUACCGGAGCGCAUGAGUUACUAUGGCGGCUAUGGUGGCGCGGGGACUGGUGGCGACAGAAGUGGGAGUGUCGGUGAGACUUGUACGCUGCUGGAGUCAGCGCAUGCAUCGCACAACACGCUGGAGCAUUCCGAAAACGAAACGAACUGUGAUAAAGAGUGCGUGAAUGGUUACGGUAAUGGUGAUAGUAGUGCAAUCGAGAGUAGCGUAGUUGCUGGCGUUGGCGGUAUUGGCAUAACAAGCGUUGUGGGUAGUGCGCUGCUGGUAGGUGCAUAUCGCUCACCACAUUCCGUUGCAAGCUCACCCAGCCACAAGCCGCUUGCCUUGGUGCGUCCACAUCGUCGCAUCAUUAGCGAAAAGCUGCCCUCCUCCGUCUCGAUACAGGAGUUUGGUGAUAUCAGCAGACAUCCCACCGUCGCUCAAACAAUUUUACUGCGCGAGACGCGCUCACUUGAUCCCAUGCCUAUGCAGCUCCGUAAACGUCAUGAACCCGUCAAACUACCACCGUCCAAAUUGUCGAAAAACAACUCACGGUCCUUGGACGCUGUUGCAGCGCUCGGUUUAAGAGAAAGCAAACCUACCAAAUACGAAAACGCCAAUAUGAAUGGCAUCGCAGGCGAUGAACUGGUCCAUAUGAGUCACACGGAGCUCGAUCAUGUCAACGUGGAUACAGCACCAAAUAAUUUGGAUGAGGAAGACUACGACGACGAUGUUGGCUUGCUAAUGCGCGAUAAUGGCGACUACCGCUACGCUCAUAGUGGUGGUCCACAGCCAAGCAUCGUGCCCGUGGCAUCCACUUUGCUGAACCGCAGACGCAGUGGCAGCCAUGUAAACACCGCGAACGUUGGCAGUAGUACCAUAAACGCCGGCACUGGCGCCACUGUCUUGUUACCGUAUAAGCAUCUCAACAACAAUUGCAACGGUGGCAUGACCAUCGAAGAGGAUGCGCCGCUACUACAACGUCAGACGUCGCUCACUAGUCCACCCGACGAAAUAUUGGCGCUCACAAAACGUUGGCGUUCACUCGAAGCACUCGAGCACACCAACAUCGAAGCGCUCACCACACCAGCGUGCGCCAACAGUGGUCGUAGCGCUGGUGGCAUGACACAUACUGGUCAUAAUAGCGUUAGCUACGCGCCGGAUAUCGACGGCAGUGGCGCCUCGGGCUCCGCGGUAGCGGGUAGCGCACCUGCGACCCGCAACGGCAGCACAUUCACAACAUGGCUGUGGCGCAUCAUACAGGGCAACAGCAAGCGUACCAGCGAGUCGUCGCUGCGGCGCGUAGUGCCGAGCGGCGUGCAUGCGCCGCAUGUCUUCAGCGACCUGCCGACGUCAGCGGCGUUAACGCGUGAUCGUGAGAGUAUCGUGUAGUGCGCGACGUAUGCGGAAAGUGUGCAACAAGCUAACGAUUUUGGGUAUUGUGUAAUAUUGCAACUGUUUGUGUGCAUAAAGCCGACGAGCUGACGCGCCGCCACGCCGCGUUGCUUUCCUCUUUUUGAAAAUUACUUACUUAUUAAUUUAUUCAUUUGCUACAUAAAUUUUCGCAACAUUUUCAAGCAAAAUUGUUGGCAAAAUCGGUUGUAAAAAUUCUAACGGUUUAAGUGUCGUCCAUAGCGGGACGCGCUUGUGGACUUCGACGCGAAAACAAGCACGACGCGUACGGCGUGAGGCGCGCGGCCCGCCUGGCAAUGAAGGUGUGUACCACUAUGAAGUUGCAAAAAAAAAUGUACAGUUACUCUCAGGAAAAUACCGUUUUUCAAACCAAUAACUUUUUUUUGAAACUGUGUGUUAUUUGUCUUGUAGAUUUAUGCAAAGUUACGCUGUCAUUCAACAACAAAAAACUCUUUUAUUUUGCUUGUUAAGAGUAGCUAUGGAACUCAAUAUUAAAUUACCGUUAUUUUUACUUGUGGAAUUGUUGCAUGGCAAAUUGCACUUUCUCAAA
Bactrocera neohumeralis is the source of this 6463-nucleotide messenger RNA. RefSeq names its product receptor-type guanylate cyclase Gyc76C-like. The coding region runs from base 979 to 5892 and encodes 1637 amino acids. Lineage: Eukaryota; Metazoa; Arthropoda; Insecta; Diptera; Tephritidae. Gene Ontology annotation, biological process: intracellular signal transduction; cGMP biosynthetic process; protein phosphorylation. The record is from RefSeq and is a predicted model, not a curated record. The transcript is spliced from 17 exons. Gene Ontology annotation, molecular function: ATP binding; guanylate cyclase activity; protein kinase activity.